CCGGCCGGCCGCCCCUGCCCGCCUUCCCGCGCUCCGAGGCUCCCGGAGAGACCCCCGCCUCCCGCCCUGGAGAAAAGGAGGGAGUCUCCCGGCCGGCGCUCAGCUCCGCUCCGCUCCCCCUUCGCCCGCAGGACGCCGCCUCUGCCGGGAUGGCCCGCUGGCCCUCGGCCGCCCUGCUGCUGCUGCUCCUGCUGGCCCGCAUGGCCCGCCGCUCGGAUUCGCUGGCUGUGAUGUCCGUGGACUUGGGCAGUGAGUCCAUGAAGAUAGCCAUUGUCAAGCCUGGCGUUCCCAUGGAAAUUGUUUUAAACAAGGAAUCUCGGCGGAAAACACCAGUGGCAGUAGCUCUGAAGGAGAACGAGCGCCUCUUUGGUGACAGCGCCCUAGGAAUGUCCAUCAGGACCCCCAAGGUGGCCUUCCGAUAUUUCCAGGACCUUUUGGGCAAGCACAUAGGGAACCCCCAGGUGGCGCUGUACCAGUCACGGUUUCCAGAGCAUGAGUUGGUGAAGGAUGCCCGGAGACAAACGGUCGCCUUCAGGCUGUCGGACACAGUCCAGUAUUCUCCAGAAGAGGUCUUGGGCAUGGUCCUGAACUACUCUCGCUCCCUGGCAGAGGAGUUUGCAGAGCAGCCCCUGAAGGACGCUGUGAUCACGGUCCCCGCCUUCUUCAACCAGGCGGAGAGGAGAGCCGUCCUGCACGCAGCAAAGAUGGCGGAUCUCAAGGUUCUGCAGCUCAUCAGUGACAACACAGCUGUGGCUUUGAACUAUGGCGUAUUUCGGAGGAAGGACAUCAACGCUACGGCCCAGAACAUCAUGUUUUAUGACAUGGGGGCCGGCAGCACCGUGUGCACCAUCGUGACCUAUCAGACAGUGAAGACGAAGGACUCGGGGACCCAGCCUCAGCUGCAGAUCCUGGGGGUUGGAUUUGAUCGCACCCUCGGAGGACUGGAAAUGGAGCUGCGCCUUCGUAGCUUCCUGGCUGAGAAGUUCAACAAGCAGCACCCUUCCAAGGAUGUGCGGCAGAACCUGCGGGCCAUGGCCAAGCUGCUGAAGGAAGCCAAUCGCCUGAAGACAGUGCUGAGUGCCAAUGCUGACCACACGGCCCAGAUCGAGGGCCUGCUGGAUGACGUGGACUUCAAGGCCAAGGUUUCGCGGCAGGAGUUUGAGGAUCUGUGUUCCGACUUGUUCCAGCGGGUUGCAGGCCCCGUGCAUCAGGCACUGGACAGUGCUGCGAUGAGUCUGAAUGAAAUUGACCAGGUGAUCCUUGUUGGCGGUGCCACUCGAGUGCCGAAGGUUCAAGAAAUGUUACUAAAAGCCGUUGGCAAGGAAGAGCUGGGGAAGAACAUCAACGCAGAUGAAGCAGCUGCAAUGGGGGCCGUCUACCAGGCAGCUGCACUGAGCAAGGCCUUCAAAGUGAAGCCGUUCCUCAUCCGGGAUGCUGCUGUUUUCCCCAUCCAGGUUGAGUUCACCCGGGAAGUGGAAGAGGAGGAUAAAUCUAAGAGCCUGAAGCACAACCGGCGGAUUCUGUUCCAGCGCAUGGCUCCCUACCCUCAGCGCAAGGUCAUCACCUUCAACCGCUACACGGAUGACUUUGAGUUCCACGUCAACUACGCAGACAUGGGCUUCCUGAGCGAGAGCGACCUGCAGUCUUUUGGGUCCCUGAAUCUCACCACAGUGAGGCUGCGAGGCGUGGGCGAGAGCUUCAGGAAGCAUGCGGACUAUGAGUCCAAAGGCAUCAAGGCCCACUUCAACAUGGACGAGAGUGGCGUGCUCAGCCUUGACCGGGUGGAAUCGGUGUUUGAGUCGGUGAUGGAGGACAAACCAGAGGAGGAGUCCACGCUCACAAAGCUUGGGAACACCAUCUCCAGCCUCUUUGGGGGAGGCAGCGCUGUGCCAGAAGCCCCUGCAAACCAGACGGAGACUGUUCAGGAGGAGGAGGAGAGCCCGGCAGAACCCGGAAAGGAGGACCAGAAGGACGGUGCUGCGACUGCCAGGGAAGAGGAGGACAAGCAGCAGGCACCGACGCCAUCUCCAGCUCAGGAGGAAGCAGCUGCAGAUACUCCUGCAGGGGAGGGACAAGAAGAGAAUGCAGGGGAGAAGCUGGACUCCCAGGAAGCCAAAGAGAAGCCGGGAUCCGGGAAGGCAGAGGAGUCUGCCAAGAGCCCCGGGGGUGACCAUGCCAAAGCGCAGGAGACGGCAGAAGAAGGAGAGAAAAAGCUGAAGCCUCCAAAGAAACAGAAGCUUGUGGAAGAGAUCACUGUGGAGCUCGAUGUUAAUGACAUCCCUGAGCUUCUGCCGGAAGAACUGCAGGACUCCAUCAAGAAGCUGCAGGAGCUGACUGCGAGAGACCUUGAGAAGCAGGAGAGGGAGAGGGCAGCCAACAGCCUGGAGGCCUUCACCUUUGAGACCCAGGACAAACUCUAUCAGGAGGAGUACCAGCUUGUUUCGUCUGAGACAGAGAGGGAAGAAAUUCUCCAGAAGCUCAGUGAAGCCUCCAGCUGGAUGGAAGAGGAAGGCUUUGCAGCCACCACUAAGGAACUAAAAGAGAGGCUCAUGGAGCUGAAGAAGUUGUGCCGGGGCCUUUUCUUCCGCGUGGAGGAGAGGAGGAAGUGGCCAGAGCACCUGGCGGCUCUGGAAAGUUUGCUCAAUCACUCCACCAUCUUCCUCAAGGGAGCACGAAUGAUUCCAGAGGCUGACCAGAUAUUCACAGAGGUGGAAUUGAGCACCUUGGAAACAGCUAUCAAUGCAACAGCGCUGUGGAAGAACGAGACGCUGGCUGAGCAGAGCAGGCUGGCCCCCACAGAGAAGCCCGUCUUGCUCUCCAAAGAUAUUGACCUGAAGAUUGCCGCCUUGGACAGGGAAGUCCAGUACCUCCUCAACAAGGCCAAGUUUGCCAAGCCCAAGAAAAAAGAGAACACCACAAAAACAGAAGCUGGCAAGAAUGCCACUGUGCCUCCCGAGAGCGAGAAAGUAAUUCCUCCAAAGGAGGAGAAGCGAGAAGAGAAACCAGAUGAUCCCAGCCCAGUCAAAGAGCCCCCCACACUGGAGAGCUUCGUAUCGGACGACUCAAGAGCAGACGCAGACCAACAAACAGAAAAGAAGCCAGAAGCAAGAGAAGACACCAGAAAAAACGAAUUAUAACAGUUCUGAAAUGUUA
Heteronotia binoei (common prickly gecko) is the source of this 3153-nucleotide messenger RNA. It is a transcript of the gene HYOU1, whose product is annotated as hypoxia up-regulated 1. NCBI's taxonomy places the organism in Eukaryota, Metazoa, Chordata, Lepidosauria, Squamata, Gekkonidae. The record is from RefSeq and is a predicted model, not a curated record. Gene Ontology annotation, cellular component: endoplasmic reticulum chaperone complex. The coding region runs from base 150 to 3137 and encodes 995 amino acids. Gene Ontology annotation, biological process: endoplasmic reticulum unfolded protein response; negative regulation of hypoxia-induced intrinsic apoptotic signaling pathway; cellular response to hypoxia. Gene Ontology annotation, molecular function: ATP binding; ATP-dependent protein folding chaperone. The transcript has 24 exons.